GUGGCACCGGCUGCCGGGCGGGGGCCUGGGCCGGGGCCGCGGACGCUGGGGGCGCCUCGGCCGCGCUCAGCCUUUAGAUCGGAGAAUGCGGGCGGGGUGGGAGCGCUCGCGGUCCCGGAAGUCACUCCAGGGUCGAUUUCUCGGCGGGUGCGAGGCCGGCCCCCUCGGAGUGCCCCGGGGAGGUGGUGCUGGGCGUCUGAACAUCGCAUCCCUUCCUGCACCCGUGUGUGGGGUGGGAAUGCCGGGUGUGGGCCCUGGAUCAGAGCUGACGGGGUUGCGAGCGGCGUGGGGUGUGCCUGGGACGGUGACCGAAUGUGUCUUCCUGAAUCGUUGUACUCAAUCUCCAGUUCCCUCUGUUUCUACAGCUGGGCCUCAGUCCUCACAGGGCUCUAGUGGGCUUUCAGCCAUGCCAGGGGAAGGUGCCCAGGGAAUUAGCAGGACCCUUCCCUCUCCUCCCCCUCCCUCGCCCCCCCAUGUCUCCCCCUCCCUCCUAUGUAGUAGGUACUUCUCUAGCACCCCACAGCGAUGAUGGAUGCUGACCCUUACGCCAGGUGGGAAACCAGGCUGAUCCAGCACCUGUCUUUUCCUGUUAGGGGGAUUGCCAGGCUUCUCAACCCAACAUGAGUGAAGUUUCCUGCAAGAAACGGGAUGACUAUUUGGAAUGGCCUGAGUAUUUUAUGGCUGUGGCCUUCUUAUCAGCACAGAGAAGCAAAGAUCCAAAUUCCCAGGUCGGCGCCUGCAUUGUGAAUUCAGAAAACAAGAUUGUCGGGAUCGGGUACAAUGGGAUGCCGAAUGGGUGCAGUGACGACCUAUUGCCUUGGAGUAGGACGGCAGAGAAUAAGCUGGACACCAAAUACCCAUACGUGUGCCAUGCCGAGCUGAAUGCCAUCAUGAACAAAAAUUCGACCGAUGUGAAAGGCUGUAGUAUGUAUGUCGCCUUGUUCCCUUGUAAUGAGUGUGCUAAGCUCAUCAUCCAGGCAGGUAUAAAAGAAGUUAUUUUCAUGUCUGAUAAAUACCAUGACAGUGACGAGGCAACAGCUGCGAGGCUCCUGUUUGAUAUGGCUGGGGUGGCGUUCCGGAAAUUCACACCGAAGUGCAGCAAGAUUGUCAUUGACUUUGAUUCAAUUAACAGCAGACCGAGUCAAAAGCUUCAGUGAGUUACAUCUCAUUAAAUCGCCAGGAGAUUGGGAUUAUCCUCUUCUAAGAAGCUGCUAAUGCCUUUCAUCUUGAAGUUACACAUAACUUUUUACUAGCCAGUACGGCAAAAGUAGACAUCUAAAGAAUAUAAAGCCUCAAAUCUUCCUUACUGUCUCUCCUGUCACAUAGAAUCUACAUCUGUUUGAACUAUUGAUUUAGGGUUUAAAAUAGGGGAGCCUGUGGUGGCCUGGUGCACAGGGCUAGAACAAGGGCGCUUCCCCUUCCUGUGUCCCGGCUGGCUGGGAUGCUUGUGGCUCUUCAGAGGAGCAUCAGCUGUCUGUCAUCCGCUGCAAUCCGGCAGCCUCUCUUCACUGCUACAUGUGCUGGAAGGACAAAUAAAUAAUUGUUGUUGUGUUCUUAGCGGGGACGAGCAGACACACUGAUCUGAACAUCUGGCCCAAGUGAAGCAUGGCAUAUAGUGCCCUUGGAAGAAAAUGAGGCCUCAAAUGACAGUAGCAUUGAAGUCUUUGCUGCGGAGUUGAGGGAAACCCCCAGCCACCCUCCUGGAAUCGGAGAUAGGGCGGCACAUCUGUCCUGACAGACGAGGAGCGUAACUGAACCAGGAAGACUGCCUCCAUCCCUGCUCUCCCGCUGCACCCAGGGUGGUGGCAUGUUAUCCCUCUGGGGGUGGGGCCCCCUGCCAUUUUGGCUCAGUUUGGGUUUGUUGGUCACAUGGAGCUCUUCCAUUUCGUUUAGCUGAAUAAUGAGUUGUUCCUAGAGGAGACAGCCUAUCUCUCCUUGUUACCCCCAAAGCCCAUGCCCUGCCGUGGUGGCAGCUGGGGCUGUGGAUAGGAGGGGUCCCGGAUGUGGACGUGUUGCCCCCUCCUCCGCAUGCCAGCGUGGUUCAUUGACAAGCCCCUCUGCAACUGGAGAGAACAUUAAUUCCUGUCCCGGAAGUGGUUGUGAGAAAUGCCGCCCACGUGGAGACAGUUUAUUGCAGCACUAUUGGUGUUGAGAGCUCCUCUGUGCCCUGGCUCCAUGCCUUCAUCUACACAAACAUCACCUUCCUAGUCACCGCGGGGCGGGGAGCAUGUGGCUGUGCCCCUUUAAUCUCAUUUAACUUUUAUUAAACAUGCUCAGUACCUGCGUUGAGAAAAGGCUUUCUUUAUCCUAAAGAUUAUUACCUUUUUAAAGUGCUCUUAUAUUUUCAUGAGUUUUUAUUUUGUCUCUGAGAUUUUGUAUUCCACAUUCUAGGGUAUUCUGUAAUUUGGCUCCUUACCAAUAUUAAAAUCUUAUUAAAAUCUACCUUGCCA
Cercocebus atys (sooty mangabey) is the source of this 2450-nucleotide messenger RNA. It is a transcript of the gene DCTD, whose product is annotated as dCMP deaminase. NCBI's taxonomy places the organism in Eukaryota, Metazoa, Chordata, Mammalia, Primates, Cercopithecidae. Bases 621 to 1157 code for a protein of 178 amino acids. The transcript has 6 exons. The record is from RefSeq and is a predicted model, not a curated record. Gene Ontology annotation, molecular function: zinc ion binding; dCMP deaminase activity. Gene Ontology annotation, biological process: dTMP biosynthetic process; dUMP biosynthetic process. Gene Ontology annotation, cellular component: cytoplasm.